Molecule: messenger RNA, 4517 nt
Organism: Hydractinia symbiolongicarpus
Lineage: Eukaryota; Metazoa; Cnidaria; Hydrozoa; Anthoathecata; Hydractiniidae
Product: E3 ubiquitin-protein ligase MARCHF6-like
Exons: 2
Coding region: 1223-3751 (842 amino acids)
Cellular component (GO): endoplasmic reticulum membrane
Source: RefSeq, a predicted model, not a curated record
UAACUUGGUGAUACAUUUUACAUUUUACGUCAUAUUCACACCCGGUGUUAAAAACAAAUCAAGAUGUCCGCUGGAUAAUUGACCAGGUUUCUCUUUUUCAGGUUGCCCAACUAAAAUAGAUUUAUUAGAAUAAUGGAUGUUCUUGCACAAGAAAAUGCACAAAUGCAAGAUAACUCGCCAGAAGAAGAUAUUUCUUUAACAGAACACGAAUAUCUACAUCAUGAUGAAUCAGACGUAUGCAGAGUUUGCAGGAUGGAAGCAACCCCAAACAACCCAUUGCAUUACCCUUGCAUAUGUACUGGGAGUAUAAAGUUUAUACAUCAGGACUGCUUAAGAGCCAUUUUCUGUAACAGUCAGGCACUCAGAGGAAGUAAGGUUUCCAAAAUUACUAGAUUUUUACUUAUGUUAAAGUUACUAUGGUUUUAGAUAUUUUUUGAAAAUUUUGUUCGAUUUCGGUUAUCGGUUAAGAUUUUAUGGCCCAUUAAAUAUUUGCUAUUUUUGGGCCUUUUUGGGCCAUUUUUAAGGAAUUUCUGGGUUCUAUGUUUGAAAUUAUAUAAAUUAUAAAAUUAGUUAGCAGUCACUUUGAUUUCAUAUGGAUUCUGUUGUAGUCCAUAAGUUCUAUGGAUCGUGUACCAGUUUUGCAGAAUUUUUUUCACAUUUAGCUAAAAAUUAUAGCUCAAAACCACCUCUCGGACCUUUUUUCCUAAAAAUUGACCAAUUUUCCCUGCUUUUGAGGCCCAAAUUUGGUUACACCUUAUACAGCAAUGUGGGAAUCUGAAUGGCAUUGGGUAAAGUGCUUACUUUUGUACAGAGAAAACAUUAAACUAAGCAUUGAAAUCGUAUGUGGUUUCCAUCAAUGACCUUCAAACUUUCGAAAAAAACAGUUUAGGUAAAAAAUUCUGCAAAACUGGUACACGAUCCAUAGAACUUAUGGACUACAACAGAAUCCAUAUGAAAUCAAAGUGACUGCUAACUAAUUUUAUAAUUUAUAUAAUUUCAAACAUGGAACCCAGAAAUUCCUUAAAAAUGGCCCAAAAAGGCCCAAAAAUAGCAAAUAUUUAAGGGGCCAUAAAAUCUUAACCGAUAACCGAAAUCGAACAAAAUUUUCAAAAAAUUCCUAAAACCAUAGUAUCUUUAACAUAAGUAAAAAUCUAGUAAUUUUGGAAACCUCACUUCCUUUCCUUAUUGAGUAUUGCCUGAUUCUUACAGAAAAUGGCUCUUAAUGCAGUGGUUAGAUCACAGUAAAAAAGAAUAUUGCGAAUUAUGUGCACAUAAAUUUACCUUUAAAGCUGUAUACUCACCUGACAUGCCGAAAUCAAUUCCAGUUCUUGAAAUACUUCAUGGUUUCUGGAAGAACAUUAUGAAAGCAUUACAAUAUUGGUUGCAUUACACCCUUGUCAUAAUUCUAUGGUUAGGGGUGGUACCUCUGAUUGCUUAUAGAAUUUACAAAUGUUUAUUUUCUGGUUCAGUAAAGUCACUACUGACAUUGCCAUAUGAUAUGUUGACACUUGAAAGUAUUUUUAUGGAUUGUGUGUUUGGAGCAUUAGUGGUCUCAGUAUCUAUUGGUGGUUUUAUAAUGCUGUUAUGGCUUAGAGAACAAGUCGUGGUGCAUGGUGUACCCAACUGGCUAAACGAUCAAGACCCAGAAGUACAAGGAUUUCGCUUUAUUGCUAUAAUCCGAAAUCUUUUUGGCAACAGGCCAGAACAGCCUCAGGGGCCACCUCAAGAAAACUUGGUAGCUGAUGAUGAAGAUCAUGCAGGAGUUGCUAACGACAUUGGUGAUAAUAUGCCUGAUGUUGCUGAACACAAUGCAGAAAAUAAUCACGACAAUGAUGGUGGAUGGAAUCCUGAUGCCAUCAUGGAAGAUUUAACGUGGGAGAGGUUUUUGGGCUUGGACGGCUCAUUCGUAUUUUUGGAACACGUUUUCUGGAUAAUAUCCUUAAAUACAUCAUUCAUCCUUGUGUUUGCAUUUUGUCCUUAUCAUAUUGGGCUUUUAUUUAUGACUAUUUUAUUUGGAAGUAAGAAGCUCAGUGGAAAUACUUUAGAUGGAGCAGUAAUGUUACUUAUUGGAUAUUUCGUUAUUACUAUCAGUAUGGUUUUGCUUCAUUACCUGCUCGGUUUUACCUCAUUCAGAAGGUUGAGGAAGACAAUUGCAAAGUGCUAUAUCGUACUGAAAGUAGCUAUACUAAUUGUGGUAGAAAUUGGCUUUUUCCCACUUGUUUGUGGCUGGUGGCUUGACAUAUGUUCACUGCCACUGUUUGCAAUUUCUCUUCAGGAUAGAAAAGACAGUUUAGAAUAUGCACCUGUGACUGCUACUUUCCUUCACUGGCUUGUUGGGAUGUUGUAUGUGUUUUAUUUUGCAUCAUUUAUCAUCUUGUUGCGAGAAAUAUUGAGACCUGGUGUGUUAUGGUUUUUAAGAAAUAUUAACGAUCCUCAAUUUCAUCCUGUAAAGGAGAUGAUUCAGUUAAGUGUGUUUCGCCACGCAAGGAGAUUCGCGUUGUCUUUAAUUGUCUUUGGAAGUACUGUUUUGGUGGUAGUGUGGAUUCCAGUUCAACUGAUAAAGUUAUUCUCAUCAGGAUUUAUACCAUUCAACGUUUCGUUGAAUAUUGAUGCACCUAUCAGUGAAAUGUCGCUUGAGUUAUUGUUAUUACAAGUUGUUUUGCCUGCUUUUCUUGAACAAGGCCAUGCACGAAAGUGGCUUAAAGAUUUUAUUCGGCUUUGGACACGCGUUGUUUCAAAGGUUCUAGAUAUGCGUUCAUACAUUAUUGGAGAUGUUGAUUUAAAAACAGUGAAUGCUUAUCAGAUUGUGUAUGUGGAUGCAAUGGGCAGGUGGCAAAAAGGUCCUUUACCCAAAGGAUUACCUCUCGAGAAUGCACUUGAAGGGGUGGGUUCUCCGAUAGUGCGAUCAUACCAUCGUUCUCAAUACUUUAAAAUCAGAGUAUGCAUGUUUAUUAUGAUUGUCAUGGUAUCAUUCAUAAUGGCUGCAGUAAUGGCGUUCACCUUGCCAGUUAUAAUUGGACGAAACCUUCUUGCAUUGGUGUUUGGUGAUACUGUCGUUCAUGAAUUAUAUACCGCAGCUGUUGGUUUCUAUGUGAUUUGGUUAACUUUAAGAAUAUUAGUUGCUGUCUCUUCAUGGUAUCCAGUUGGUUUUAGCACGGUAUACAGAAAGGCGAAAUGGCUUCUUUCAAUAGUUUCAAAAGUUAUACUAGGUACUCUCGCUUUAUUUGGUAUCACGCCGUUCCUUCUUGGUAUUAUUUUUGAACUCGUUGUAGUGAUUCCUCUACGUGUUCCAUACGACCAAACCCCGGUUAUAUACAUAUGGCAGGAUUGGGCGUUAGGUGUGCUCCAUUUAAAGAUCAUGUGCGCACUCAUUAUGGUCGGCCCCAAUUGGUGGUUACAAAAUGCUAUAGAUAGAGCUUACCGCAAUGGGUUUGCAAACAUCGAUUUAACGUUUAUAAUGAGCACAAUAUUUUACCCAGUGAUUAACACGUUGAUGUUGGCGAUAACCAUUCCAUAUGUCGUCACUGCGGGCGUUCUUCCGUGGCUAGGAGUCUCUGAAGACAAUUCAUUGCUGUGUUUGCGACGCGUGUAUCCUGUAAUGAUGUGCAUUAUACUUCUUGCUGCUAUCAUUAUCUUUCAAGGGAAACAGUUUAAAGCUUUGUACGAGAGGAUUAGAAACGAAAAGUAUUUAAUAGGUAAAAUCUUGGUAAAUUAUGAGCCACAAAAUGAUAACACAAAGAAUGUAAAAUAAAUUUCAGAAUGUGACAUUUUUUCAUGUUUAUACCUUAUUCAUAUUAUAUUAUUAGCGCGUACUAAUUUUCGCGCCUUUGGGCAAAGAAGUUUGUUGAUAGACGGAAUUCAGCACAUGAUUUAUGCGCAAAAGUAAUUAUACGGCCGAUUGCGGAAAGGAGUUAUAAAUACACAUUUGUCUUUAUAAAACCCUAUUUUUUUCUUUAUUGUUUGCUCCGAAAGUUAAGCUCUUGCGAAAAUUAACACUUGCAGAAAACCUUCAUAUUGUCAUUGCGCGAAAAUGAAUACGAGCGGAAAUUAGUACUUAUGAGGUAAUUGUCGUUUUCGUGCAUUAUAUAGGUAUUGCUUGUGUUUAUAUUUUCAUUUUUGUUUACACAAUAGGCGCGAAACUAUUUUUUUCAAAUUGAGUCACUUUUUUCCAGCUAGAAAUGCAUGAACAUAAGAGCUUAUUUGCAAGUUCGGUCAUCAUGCUGCAGUAUUUGUAUAUUUUACUCAAAUUUUGAGUUUCUUAAAUGGCUUUGUUUUUCUCCGCUUUCUCAUUCUUUUAGUAUCAAAUUUUUGAAACGAAAGAAGAAAUUGUUGAGGCUUAUAUUUUAUCCCAGUAAAACGUGUUGAAAUCACUUAGGAAAUCGCAAAUGUAGCCAUCGACGAUUUUUCAAAUAUAGACCCAUGGAAUGGCUUUAAUUUUUUCUCCAUUUUAACUUUUAGUCUUGUUAUAUUUAUUUUCUUACUGUUGGUCAUUUUGAAUAAAAAUAAAGUAAACAAAA